Cottoperca gobio is the source of this 3551-nucleotide messenger RNA. Its product is annotated as obscurin-like. The record is from RefSeq and is a predicted model, not a curated record. Lineage: Eukaryota; Metazoa; Chordata; Actinopteri; Perciformes; Bovichtidae. Gene Ontology annotation, biological process: immune response; cell surface receptor signaling pathway. Gene Ontology annotation, cellular component: external side of plasma membrane. Gene Ontology annotation, molecular function: transmembrane signaling receptor activity.
ACUAGAGAUGCAACUUUCCUUGAGGAUUCAAAUAAGCCUAUGACCCUAAUCACAAAAUGUCUACAUUGUUCAUGUGUCGACAUACACGGAACAACAUACUGUACGUAAAGAGCUGGAAGAGGAGACACCAAUUUGUAGUUAGCACAGUCACUUCCUGUGGGCGAGGUUGUGACAGCUUGAAACCAGAAUUCUGUGUUGAGAUACAGCACUGCAGUUCAACAUAUUUCAUAUAUAACAAGGUCCCAGUUGGAUGAGAGAGCCCAUGGAUUACAAAUUCCUGAUAUUUCUUCAUAUCUGCGGUUUCAAGCUUCUAUUAACUCAAAGUGGAAGCAUUUCUCAGAAGCAGAGUGGCGCAGUGUGGCUGUGAAGAUGGGACACGCUUUGCGCUGUGUGCUGGCGUUACUCUCACUGAAUAUACUCUAUUGUGGACAUGCUCAAGAUGCUGUGCUGAACAUUGAGCCGAACUGGUCCACUUUCUUUACCGGAGAGUCUGUUACCUUCAUGUGUGGCGUUACGGGAGUAAAAGACCCCAACUCGUAUUACAAAAUCUAUAAGGCUGAUCAACAAGAUUGUCGACUUACACCAAAAACGAGAACUGAUUUACUAAAACAAGGAACCAUUUGUGUUACAGACAAAGACGUGAUUGUGGAAACACCUGCAUCUACCUUGUUUGAAGGAGAACCAGUGACUCUGCGCUGUAGGCAUCGUACCCCGAGAGAGGGGCAGGAUGCCGUCUUCUACAGAGACGGAUCACCUAUUGAAGUGGACACAAACCAUCAGUCACCCAUGAGAUCAACAAACACAGUUCAAGUGACGUCAGAUCGGAGCUCUUACAUGUGUAAAUUUGAGGACGAAGAAUCUGAAGCAAUAACUCUGAAAAUGGAACCACAACCAAAGGCCCAACUGAGCCAAGACGAUCAUGUCGGGGGCAACGUGACCCUGACCUGCUCUGUGAAGACAUCAUCUUCAUCUGGUUGGAAAUACUUCUGGUACAGAGGCAAGAAAGCCUCUGAAGCCCUGACCACACAGGGUGUGGUCUUCCACUCAGAUGCAAAGAUCAGUGUCUCAGAAGGAGGACUCUACUGGUGCAGAGGAGGAACAGGAGACCCCGUUUACUACACAGAGUACAGCCAUUCAGCCGUCACAAACAAGGCUGUUGUGACCCGACGACCCAACUGGCCUGAAAUAUACAGAGGAGAGACGGUCACUCUGACAUGUGACAUUAAGGACGGAGGAGACACUGAGUGGGAGUAUAGCUGGACAACAUCCAGUAGCAUCCACACCACCAAGACACAUGAAUACAUGAUCAGUAAUGCUCAGUCAUCACACAGUGGAGACUACAGGUGUAUGGGCACACUGAAAGGUGAAACGUCUACAAAGUGGAGUGAUGCAAUAAUACUGAGAGUAUCUGACAAUAAACCUCUGCCAGUCCUCACUGUGUCUCUGUCAUGGCUGAGCCCUGGAGCCUCAGUAACUCUGACCUGCAGUGUUGAACAUCCAGCUGCAGGAUGGAGGUACGACUGGUAUAAGGCUGUUCCCAAACUGUCAGACAACUCCUACAGCUAUGAGCUGCUACCUGGCAGCAGCACUGGGACUGAACAGGAUUCCUACAUCGUUCAUGGACAGACACACACAGCAGGAUAUGUGUGCAGAGCUGGAAGAGGAGAUCCAGUGUAUUACACUCAAUACAGUCAACCGAAGUUUGUCCAGUCUGGAGUCACAAACAAGGCUGUUGUGACCCGACGACCCAACUGGCCUGAAAUAUACAGAGGAGAGACGGUCACUCUGACAUGUGACAUUAAGGACGGAGGAGACACUGAGUGGGAGUAUAGCUGGACAACAUCCAGUAGCAUCACACCACCAAGAACACAUGAAUACAUGAUUAGUAAUGCUGAGUCAUCACACAGUGGAGACUACAGGUGUAAGGGCACACUGAAAGGUGAAAGGUCUACAAAGUGGAGUGAUGCAAUAAUACUGAGAGUAUCUGACAAUAAACCUCUGACAGUCCUCACUGUGUCUCUGUCAUGGCUGAGCCCUGGAGCCUCAGUAACUCUGACCUGCAGUGUUGAACCUCCAGCUGCAGGAUGGAGGUACUACUGGUAUAAGGUUGUUCCCAAACUGUCAGACAACUCCUACAGCUCUGAGCUGCUACCUGGCAGCAGCACUGGGACUGAACAGGAUUCCUACAUCGUUCAUGGACAGACACACACAGCAGGAUAUGUGUGCAGAGCUGGAAGAGGAGAUCCAGUGUAUUACACUCAAUACAGUCAACCGAAGUUUGUCUGGUCUGGAGAUGUUCAUUCAGCAGCGUCUCUCUCAGUGAGUCCUGACAGACUGCAGCACUUCACCGAUACGUCUGUGUCACUGAGCUGUGAGGGAAACUCUACUGAGUGGAGCGUGAACAGGUUCUCAGAAUAUGGCAACCGGGUUACCUGUUCAGUGUGGGGGACAAUGACUGGAUCCACAUGCAACAUGAACCGUUACUGGACUAGUGGAGUUUACUGGUGUGAGUCUGAAACAGGACAGUUCAGCAAUGCAGUCAACAUCAGUACAGUACUCUCUGACGGUGUUAUCCUGGUGAGCCCUGUCCGUCCUGUGGCUGAGGGAGAUUCUGUCACUCUUGGCUGCAAGUUGAAGACAGAAAAAGUUCUUUAUAAUGUGGAUUUCUAUAAAAAUGGCAAACUCAUCCAAAAUAAUACCAAAGGGGAGCUGACUAUCUCUGCAGUUUCAAAGUCAGAUGAAGGCUUUUAUAAAUGUAAAGGCCUUAAAUCUAAAGAUUCACAACACAGUUGGACAGUUGGACGUCACCAGAGAGUUGGAUGUCAGUAACAUCAGCAGCGUCCGGGCCUGUAGAAAGCUCUCCGUCUCCUGUGCUGUGGAUCGUUGGGCUGCUUUGUGGAGUUUCUUUUCUGAUCAUGUUCCUGCUGUUUCUGUAUCGCUGCAGAAAGUCAAACGAUUCAUGCUUUACCAGGUCUCAGAGCACCAAUCAGGGCCCUGCUACAGACCACAUGAUCAACCAGGGAGAAACUCAAUAUGCUUCUGUUCACCACGAUAACACUUGUCUCUAUGAAUCAAUCAAAGCCCCUACAGAACCUGAACAUGAUGAAUCCAGAGAUGUCACAUAUUCUGUGGUUGAGCUCAAAAACAUGAAGGUGAAGAAUAACGAACCACAGGACAGCGUUUACUCCACUGUGAAGAUCACGUCUGCUGCAGGGAAGUCGAGUCCUGCACCAGCGGAUGAAACUGUUUAUUCUGAAGUGAAACCAGGAACCGCUCGUGGUAAUAAUGCAGCGUAGCAUCAUACUAAACACACAUCUGUGUGGUCAAAACCAAUGGAAUGGACAACAACAUGAACAAUUAAAUAUAUUUUUAAACCGUUUUUGCAGCUUUUAUAUAAUCCCUGUGCACCUCUGCUAUCUCGAAUAUCAGACAUUACUUUGUACAGUUCAUCUCAUAGUAUCAUCAUUAAAAAGAAAGACAUCAUAGCUUUAAUCUUCUGUAUUUUAAAAAGUGUUGACUAUUUUAUGCAUCAAUAAACUUUCCCAGCAGCA